CUGGAGCGAUGAUCAACGUCCUUGCAGUCUGUAAGAACAUCACUUUUCUAUGACUAUGACUACUAAGAAUCUAGAUAUUUAACGCUUUACACUGGUGUCUGUUCAAAGUCUCCCGUGAUGGAAUCAUAAUAUAGUUGGUUUAUCAUGGGGAACAAGUACAGAGUACAACGUCGCCUUGUGGAGGUCUUUCUAGAAUGAUGAGGAAUUAUUUACUUGAAGCCAAACUUUCUGAAUGUGACGAACAAAUGCAGAAGUUGGACAAACCAGAACUUCUUCGAUAAUGCUUUAUUGAGAAAGAAGAUGGUCCAAGUGUGAGUGAUGUGGAAAGGCACCUUCGUCUUUCAAGCAUGAGAAGUGCACACAGAGAAUUGGACUCAUAUGUGCAAGAACCUUAGUAAUAGUCUGGCCCUCGAACCCGAAAAAUAUCAUCGAUCGUCAUCGUCAUCAUCAUAAUUCUCGGUGCAAAGCAUUUGCCCCGAAGUGGCCAUAGAUCCACACAACACGCAAAGUCCCCCGACGACUGGGACUUCUGUCUAGAUCAUGCUAUCGAUUCUCCUACUCCCGAGGAGUAUUAGAUCUCGGAUCGUCGGAUUCUUCACACCUCUUUACAGAAUACGUAGUUUCGUCGAUGCGGAAGGUACUGUUAGGGGGAAAAGACGAAGAGUAAAUGACAAGUAGUUAUCUUGUACAGUAUACGGAGUACGAUUGCAUGUGGUAAUGUGCUUGAUGUAGAGGUUUCGAUUGAUUUCACCCGAUCUUGGCUUCUCGAUCUCACACGAUCUCGAAUCACUGGCGGAAAGUAGACAGAAGGGUCGAUCGUGCAGCCGGUAAAUGUACAAUAUGGGAAAAUGAUGUGGAUUGAUUUCUGAAAGCUGCAAGGCGCUGAUCCACACCGUCUUCAAUAGUCCUGGGGCUAUCGAGCAUCAGGUCUUUGAACAUGGAGCUCGAAGGGACACUGUGGUGGCUGACUGACUUACUGCAGGGUGGCUUCGCUCCGAGGGAGGCAAGGAUAACGCAAGAAUGCUUUGAUUCCAUACAGUCUUGCUUUUGCCGGGGGCUCCUCAUUUCUCCACACUUUAAAGACGAUGAAUGGUCGCCGACUGCGCAUCCGCGAGAUACAGCACCGCGUCCACUGGAUGAGCACGCAGCGUCAAUGAGACGUGGACACGUAGAAAUCUACUGCCUGCGACCUCCUCGUCGUCCGCCUAAAGCUGUAAACUCAUUGUACUUUCGUUUUCUCGAAGAAAGAACCUCGUUUAGCUCGAACCGUCUAUGGCAGCUGCCGGUUCCGAAGGUGGGUGAUAGCCGGGCCUGUAACCUCGGAUCUAUCCAAGUCGAGCAGAGAGAACAGAAAACUCGUCACGGUACAGAGCUUGCAGCCGCCGUGUACGUCGCUAGCUGCACUCAACUGGAGUGUUCUUGUGCGAUUUUCUUCAAUGUCUGAUUCAAAGCUUGAAUGCUGAACCGAGACUAGCGUGGACCUGGAUUUGCAACGGCGUGGACUCUGGUUUCUGUGGUGCUUCACGUGUGGGAAUGUCAAAUUUCGUCACUCCGUUGUGAUCUAGGUUCAGGACUCUGAGGGUGUCGAACUGGAUUCGCGUUGCAGUUCUCCGACAUUGGAUGAGGUGGCGCAUAAUGUGCCCGAGCUGAAGUAACGCUGGAAGGUUAGCUAGGGGUGAUGCACCUCCCUUCAGUAAUAAACAUUUUGUCCAAAGGAGUGUAGACAAGCAUCACCCUGAAGAGAUGCCACCUGAUAGAUAGGGUUCCUACCGUAACCACGUCAAUAAUCUCGAUGCGAGGGCGACUUUUGAUUGCCUCGGGAUCCCCCGCGCAGGCUGCCAAUUCAACCAGUCCGGACUCGGAGACGCUCAGGCGGACAUGCCCUCGUCCAAAUGUCGAAAUUGGGCCAUCGAUAAAAUUAGGCGAAUUUCGUUGCGAGUUGUAGUCUGCUGAAGGGCGGACACAUUUCAUGGACUCCACACCAUUAUGCAACGUACACUACUAACAAGACCCCGCGUCCUCGAACCCUAACUCACUCUACACCGCCACAGUUUUGGAGUUACCGACUCGACAAUACGAGUAUCAGCCUGACUGGCAUUCCCGGUCACAGCCGGUCGGACAUGCGGUGGGUAAGAGAAAGUAGACUUGACUGGGUAGAACAAUUUUAAUUUUCGGUUAAAACAAUUGUAAUCUUCAUAAUAAUUAGUUUAAUCGGACUUUUAAUUUUCAAAAUUAUUCUAGUAUAGACGUGA
This is a messenger RNA of Marchantia polymorpha subsp. ruderalis, 2252 nucleotides long. The record is from the annotation of a GenBank genome assembly. NCBI's taxonomy places the organism in Eukaryota, Viridiplantae, Streptophyta, Marchantiopsida, Marchantiales, Marchantiaceae.